Messenger RNA from Suricata suricatta (meerkat), 2572 nucleotides. It is a transcript of the gene TOM1, whose product is annotated as target of myb1 membrane trafficking protein. Gene Ontology annotation, molecular function: clathrin binding; phosphatidylinositol binding; ubiquitin binding. Gene Ontology annotation, biological process: signal transduction. Gene Ontology annotation, cellular component: membrane; endosome. The transcript has 16 exons. Lineage: Eukaryota; Metazoa; Chordata; Mammalia; Carnivora; Herpestidae. The record is from RefSeq and is a predicted model, not a curated record. Bases 460 to 1839 code for a protein of 459 amino acids.
AGGGAGGUCAACGCCCUCCGCCUCGGGGCGCCAGACUCUCCACGUCAGGGGCGGGGCCUGUGUCCGAGCUCUACUCCCUACGCCCCGCCUCCACGGGCGCCUCCUCGCGGUCCUUCUGGCGCGUCACGUGACGAGUCGGCGGCGCUGGCGGUUGCUGUCAGCUGAUUCCCCCGGUUGGUGGUGCGGCAGCCACGGCGAUGGACUUUCUCCUGGGGAACCCGUUCAGCUCUCCGGUGGGACAGCGCAUCGGGUACACUUGCUAACCAGGAGUGAUUUGCGUGAUCGGGCAUUGGCCCCAAAAACACAGGGGACCAGACUGUCUCUCUGCACUGCGGUGGAGCUUAUUUAAGAACUGGGCUGCGUGAGGCUGGCUUCUAGAAGAGUACAGAGGGGAGUGACCCUGGCGCUGAGGAGAAGGCUACAGAUGGCUCCCUGCAGAGCGAGGACUGGGCCCUCAACAUGGAGAUCUGUGACAUCAUCAACGAGACAGAGGAAGGGCCCAAAGAUGCCUUCCGAGCAGUGAAGAAGAGAAUCAUAGGGAAUAAGAACUUCCACGAGGUGAUGCUGGCUCUCACGGUCUUGGAAACCUGCGUCAAAAACUGCGGGCACCGCUUCCACGUGCUGGUGGCCAGCCAGGACUUCGUGGAGGGCGUGCUGGUGCGGACAAUCCUGCCCAAGAACAACCCGCCCACCGUCGUGCACGACAAGGUGCUCAACCUCAUCCAGUCCUGGGCUGACGCGUUCCGCAGCUCACCCGACUUGACAGGCGUGGUCGCCGUCUAUGAGGACCUGCGGAGGAAGGGCCUGGAAUUCCCGAUGACCGACCUGGACAUGCUGUCGCCCAUCCACACGCCCCAGAGGACGGUGUUCAGCUCAGAGGCGCCAUCCGGGCAGAAUUCUGUGGGCACGGACACCAGCCACGGAGGAGACUCCACCCAGCACCCCACUCCCCUGCCCAUCCCAGCCACACUGCCUGGUGACACACCCAUCACACCAACCCCUGAGCAGAUCGGGAAGCUGCGCAGCGAGCUCGAGAUGGUGAGCGGGAACGUGAGGGUGAUGUCGGAGAUGCUGACGGAGCUGGUGCCCACCCAGGCGGAGCCUGCCGACGUGGAGCUGCUUCAGGAGCUCAACAGGACGUGCCGUGCCAUGCAGCAGCGGGUCCUGGAGCUCAUCCCCCGAAUCGCCAAUGAGCAGCUCACGGAAGAGCUGCUCAUCGUCAACGACAACCUCAACAACGUGUUCCUACGCCACGAACGGUUUGAACGGUUCCGAACAGGCCAGACCAGCAAGGCCCCACAGGAGGCCGAGGCGGCGGCUGACUUGAUCGACAUGGGCCCUGAUCAGGCGGCCACCAGCAGCCUCUCGUCCCAGCUGGCGGGAAUGAACCUGGGCUCCAGCAGCGUGAGAGCUGGCCUGCAGUCUUUGGAGGCCUCGGGCCAACUGGAAGGCGAGUUUGACAUGUUUGCGCUGACCCGGGGCAGCUCUCUGGCUGACCAACGAAAAGAGGUGAAAUACGAAGCCCCCCAAGCAACAGACGGCCUGGCUGGAGCCCUGGACGCCCGACACCAGAACACUGGAGGGAUCCCCGUCACCCAGGCCUGCCUCAUGGAGGACAUCGAGCAGUGGCUGUCCACUGACGUGGGGAAUGAUGCAGAGGAGCCCAAGGGUGUCACCAGCGAAGAAUUUGACAAGUUCCUGGAAGAACGGGCCAAAGCAGCCGAUCGGCUGCCCAACCUUUCCAGCCCCUCGGCCGAGGGGCCACCGGGUCCCCCUCGUGCUGCUGCCCCUCGAAAGAAGACCCAGGAGAAAGAUGAGGACAUGCUGUUUGCCUUAUGAGCGUGGGGCCUGGCGCCUGCGCCCUGAGCCCCGCUGCUCCCCCAGCCCCCGACGGGGGCCUCCUCCCCUCCUUCCAUGUUAAGGCUGCUUUGAGGAUGGCUUGUUACCCCCUUCUCUUCGCCUCAAGGAUGGGCUGGGCCGGCUGUGGCUGGGCCACGCUGCCUGGGCUGUGGGGGGACCGCUGGAUGAAUUGGGGUGACGAGUCAGCUCUACGUUGGGAUCCUGGCCACUCCCGCCUCCUUCCCCACCCCAAGCAACCACUACUGUGCUGAGAACCGGGCAGCCUGGCGACAGACAGGUUGGCCGCUUGGUUGCCCAGAAGUGACUCCUUGUCCUGGGUGACCCCCUCCCUGGGCCCUACCCACACUGCCAGUCGAGGCCUGGCUGGAGGCUGGAGGCAGCAGAAGCUUCCAUCCCAGCCUCCGGUCCGUUCCCCGGCACCUGCCCGGUGGGGCCCAGGGUGGGGUGUGUGGCCCACUGCCCAGCCGCACACUGCCCAGGUACGAAGCUGCACGCAGUGGGGGGCGAGACCUCAUCAGCCCCAGGCGCAAGGAGGGGCUUCCGGGGCUGCCUGGAGCCCCUGUGGCCCCCACGACCUCCACUGCCUUUCCCUCCAUCCUCCUGUUCCUCCUGGUCAGGGCACCACCGGGCACUGGGCCCGCCCACCUGUUGAUUGAUCGUCUUGUACUGGGAGAGGUGCCUUCUGUAGCCCCGAUUAAAGGUAGAAAAGCAC